Messenger RNA from Xenopus laevis (African clawed frog), 7757 nucleotides. It is a transcript of the gene aff2.S, whose product is annotated as AF4/FMR2 family member 2 S homeolog. NCBI's taxonomy places the organism in Eukaryota, Metazoa, Chordata, Amphibia, Anura, Pipidae. Gene Ontology annotation, molecular function: G-quadruplex RNA binding. The transcript is spliced from 21 exons. The coding region runs from base 416 to 4090 and encodes 1224 amino acids. The record is from RefSeq and is a predicted model, not a curated record. Gene Ontology annotation, cellular component: nuclear speck; nucleus. Gene Ontology annotation, biological process: regulation of RNA splicing; regulation of gene expression.
ACGUUCGUUCAGUAGCUCGGGAGUCGCAGAUAAGAACCCUUCUGCUGUCACCCACUGACGAUCCAGCCGCGGCAGCCGCUGGGGUUCAGCUGAUUGUGCCAGAGGUGGGGCACUAGAGCUCUCUCGCCAGAUCCCGGGCUUGAUCAUUCGCUGGCUCCAUGUCGCGGCUUGUGGCUUCCUUGGCUCCUCCUCCGCUGUCUCUCGCUCCUCGCCGUGUCUGUGUGGCAGUGUGUGAUGUUGCCUCUUGCAGCCAGCCGGGGCUUCGCAUUCUCCCAGCGCAGAGCUCGGCUUCCACCGGGGCGGACACUGUCACUGCCAUCGAGCAAACUGCCAGCCCUCUGCUCACUGCCACCCUCUGCCCUGGCUCUGCUGCUGCCCCGGCUGCCCGAUCGCUCUCAAUCGCGCUGACUCGGUUAUGGAUUUAUUCGACUUUUUCCGAGAAUGGGACCUGGAUCAGCAGUGUCAUUAUGAACAAGAUCGGAGUGCACUUAAAAGAAAAGAAUGGGAGAGAAGGACACAAGAAGUCCAACAAGAUGAAGACCUGUUUGCCGCUGGCUUUAACCUGUUUGGAGAACCAUACAAGACAAACAAAGGGGAUGCUCUUGCAAACCGUGUUCAGAACACCUUGGGAAAUUAUGAUGAAAUGAAAGACUUAUUAACAAAUCACAACAAUCAGACCCAUCUUGUAGGAAUUCCAAAGAAUUCAGUGCCACAGACACCAACUCCCGUAGAGAAAAAUGAGCAGAACUUUUUUCCAGAUCAAAGAAACAGGCUGGCCCCAUGCCACCAAAGCAGUGACCAAACAUCAUCCUCCAUGCCACCACCCUCUUCGCUGGCACCAAAUACAACCUUGAUGCACAACCAUGAAGGGUCAAGGAAGUCUCGAGUGGAUUGGGCACAUGGAGGACACACCUCUUCUUGUACACAAUCGAAUCAAUUCAACAGUCAACCAAGCAGAUUAAAACAUAAUUCUUCACAUGAUUUGCUACAAAUACGCUAUGAGGACCUUUACAACUGCCAAAGUGUUAUUGAGGAACUUGUACCUGCUACAUCAUCCACACACUCCAGAAGGCACAACCACUCUAAAGCAUUAAGUGGGGAACAUUCAAAAUCUCCAAUAGACUCUGAAACACUAGGCCAUGGCGCUGUCUCUCCCCUUCCAUCUACAUCAUUAUUAGCUGCAAACAACAGUGUCUCCUCUCAGAACUUUCCUCCAGGAAUACACAGUAAAACAAGCAUGGUGCAGCAAAAGCCUACAGCUUACGUAAGGCCAAUGGAUGGUCAGGAUCAAGUACCCAAUGACUCUCCUGAACUAAAGCCAUCAACCGAAAUAGAUGAUGGAUAUAACAACCCUCUAUUUGGAACACUCUUAGAGGGGAAAGCCAAUGUACCUGUUACUAAGAGCAAACUGCCAAAGCUUACUAUUCCCCAAGGAAAUGAGGUGAGUCUUCCAAAUGAUCCCAACUGUGUAGAAGAAAUCUUACGGGAAAUGACCCAUUCAUGGCCUCCUCCGCUGACUGCAAUUCACACCCCUUGUAAAGCUGAGCAGACCAAGUUUGCAAUUCCUAGUAAGGACUCUCAACAUCUGACCUCAGGAUACAACAUACAAAAGAGAUGCGAUGCCACUAACAAAACCACAGCAAAAUCUGCUCCACAAAAAUCUAUGCUUGAAGAUGACUUAAAGCUCAGCAGCGAUGAAGAAGACAGUGAACAGGCAAAUGAAAAAACAAAACCAAGAAACAUUCCAGUAAGUGGACUUCCUUUGCAAGCAGUGCACGGUGCCAACCUUGUGAAUUCCAGUGGAGGCUCAGGAAGCUCAAGUGAAUCUGAGAGCAGCUCGGAAUCAGAUUCUGAUAGUGAGAGCAGCUCCAGCGACAUUGAAUGUAAUGAACAAGCACGCAGCGCAACCCCUGAGCCUGAGCCACCUUCUACAAACACAUGGCAGCUAGAUAAGUGGCUAAAUAAAGUUAAUCCACACAAUAAAACAAUAAUUAGCAGUCAGAAUGAUGUUCAUUCUGAAAACAAUUCUGAGACUCAAAAUAACCAGCAAGCUGAGGGAAAAGAGAAAACAGAACUUGACAACAUUAUUUCUCAGCCUGAUUCCAAAGAAUUACUGAGCCCUGUAAGGGAAAAAAGCAAGCUACGGGCCACACAAAAAAACUCUGAUUCAAAGCCCUUAAAACAAAAAUCACCAGCUCCCAGUGAACCAGUCACUCAAAGAGUGGCUGCUAAAAAGCAGCCAAAAAAGGUUGAAAGAACUUCCAGUGUAGAAGAAAACACAUGGAACAAACCAAAUCCCACUUGCAGCACUCCCAAAGAAAAAGAGCUACGAGAAACCCCAGAGCAACCAAAAACAAGGACAAAAACCACUGUUGCUAAAACUGCUCCUAGAAAAGAACAAAGGACUAGUAUAGGAAGUUCUUCUGAAAAAAAGAGAACCAAGGGAACCAGCAAAAAUGUCCCCAAAUCUAGAGAAUUUGUUGAGACAGAUUCUGCAUCUGAAUCCAACACUGACCAAGAAGAAGUUCUUCAGGUUAAAAUCUCAACAGCAUGCAGUGGGCCUCCUAAUCCUAACAAAUCAAAGGACUGCAGCAGCAACAUUUUAAGUGUAAGCAGUUUAACCAGCAAUAGCAGUGGCUUAUCUGCAGAUCAAACACAUAAUGACCUGGAGGAGCAAUUUUUCUCACCUCUUCCUGUUGUCCAGGCUGAGCUCCUUUCACCUUUGCGGGAUUUUGAAGAAGUUAAAUCUUUAUGGGUCAAAAUAGAUCUCACAUUGUUAUCAAGGGUACCUGGGCAAGAGUCUUUUGAUGUGUUACCCUUGAAAAAUGAUCCAAAAGAGACAAGUUUUAAAUACAAACAACAAACAAUGAACACAACAGUGGAGAGAAGUUCCACAAAAUCCAGAAAGAAGCACAAGCAAAGUGAAAGCUCUGAUACACAGAGUAAUAGCAAAAGGCAGAGACUGGAGGACACUGCUGCACCAUGUUUCCUUCCUCCAUGUAUGUCUCCAAUACCCAGCACCAGGAUCACCAGCACUAAAGAAACAAAAAGGACAACAAAGAAAAGAGAGGAGAAAGCAUUUCCUCCUCUGCUGUCACCAUUAGGCGACGAGCCAAGCUCUAUGCAUACAGCCAGCACUUCUAUGCGUCACAGAAAGAACAGCAAUAUGGCAGCUAAUGCAAAAAUAAGCCUUGAGGACGAUCACAGCAGGUCAGCAGGUUGUGUUGUUGAGAACAUCGAUCACAAUCACUCAGAAUCAGAUGUAUGGUCCACAGAAACUACAUUAACUAAUGGAAACAUUGAUUAUCGAAGAUCGAAAAUAACAUUUGAUGAUACGUUACAUAAUGCUGACUAUUACAUGCAGGAAGCUAAAAGACUGAAGCACAAAGCUGAUGCACUGAUGGAAAAGUUUGGCAAAGCUGUCAAUUAUGCAGAUGCUGCCCUCUCUUUUAUUGAGUGUGGAAACGCCAUGGAGCGAGAUCCAUUAGAAGCAAAAUCCCCUUACACUAUGUAUUCAGAAACUGUGGAACUCAUCAGGUAUGCUAUGAGACUGAAGAAUUUUACAGGCUCGGCUGCCACUGAAGGAGAAAAGAAGUUAGCGGUUUUAUGCUAUCGAUGCUUGUCAUUACUCUACUUGAGAAUGUUUAAGCUAAAGAAGGACCAUGCUAUGAAGUACUCCCGAUCGCUGAUGGAAUAUUUUAAGAACUCCUCGAAAUCUUCACAAGCACCCUCUCCAUGGGGAGGCAAUGGAAAAAAUACUGAGACACCAUCUCCGAUGUCACUUAGCCCUUCUCCUGUGAAUACUGCUGGAAAUAGUACUGGGACAGGAGCUUCCUCAUCCACUGGCACUGUAUCUAUCCCCCAGAGGAUUCAUCACAUGGCAGCCAGCCAUGUUAAUAUUACUAACAAUGUCUUACGGAGUUAUGAACACUGGGACAUGGCCGACAAACUUACAAAGGAAAACAAAGAGUUCUUUCAAGACCUUGAUACAGUGAUGGAGCCUUUAACACAACACAGCUCUAUGACCUACCUGGUUCGGUAUGUUCGUCAAGGACUUCACUGGUUGCGCAUCGAAUCUCACUUGUUGUAGUGUGCUCUACCCACAUACCUUUGCUUCAUUAUAACUCAGCCAGCGCAUGGACGAUUACUGGUGGAAAUCCACUCAUCUCCUUGAAUUAAAAAUUUUGUAUGUUGGAAGUGGAUAUUAAGUCAACAGAAAUGGCAGCUUACUAGUAGAAUUAGCUACUCCGCUCCUUUCAAUAUGCCUUGCGUCUUGGGGAUCUUUCAUUCCUAUGUGCUUUAUGAAACAAUACUUUUUUUUUUGUAACAGAUGUUGUUUUAGUCUUCACUGCCUUUAACAGAAUGCACUUUGUGAAGAUUUGGAACAAAUCCUCUUCAGUUUGAGAGUGUUUUAUAAAAACACUUUAAUUGGGGUACUUAUCACAUUGCAUUGUAUUAUUAUGAAAAGCUCAAUGCUAUGAAUUUAAAUGGUCUGGAUUAGGUGUAAAACUAGGAAACAAAAUAGAAAAAUAGAGGUAAAUGCCCAGGGCUUGGCACGUCAUUGUCAUGCAGUAAAAGGAAAUGUAGGACAUAUCAUACUACCAUGAUGAAAACAUGUACAGGUCACCUGGUUUAUCAAUAAUCCAACAGUUUCAUCUGCAGUGAGAAUGCUCCUUCUAACCUUUCUUUUCAGCCAAUGAGUACUUGUUUUAAUGUUAAUGUUUGCUGCCGAACAUAUUACACUGGUCCUUUAAUUAUCGGACUAAUGUAAGUAAUGUUGAAAUCAUGACAACUGGCUUCUCAGAAUAUGUGGUAGGACAUUUUCUAAAGAUUCCUUUCAUUGAACUGAGAUGGAAUAAUGAUGAUUCUUCUGACAUACAGUUCAGAUAUUUUAUUUAGAAAUGUCUCUAGUCACAAGCAUAGUUGUUGCUAGUUUCCUGACACUGAGAAGGGUUUAUCAAAUAAAAGCAAAGGGGUCAAAAGGGUUCACAUAUUUUAACUAGGUUUCCUCUAUUUAGACUGAUUAAGGCUUAUGCCACAGAGGGAGAUUGAUAGCAACUACUUGUUACAGGCUAAAUAUAGGGUAUGUUGUUUCCUGUAUGGAAAUAGUAGCCUACUUUAAUCAUAAGAAUCAAUGAAACAAUAGAUGCUACUGACCUCACUUCAUAAGGGACUAAGACUAAGGGGCCUAUUUACUAACAUUUGAAUUUCUGUUUUUUCCACAAAUCAAAUUUUUUCUCUAAAUAUUCAAGAUUUACAAAGUUUAAUAACCACGAAAAUGUUGCCAAAUAAAGGCAGUCAAGAGCCUAUAAAAGUCAAUGGGAGCUGCUCUAAUCGGAUUGUAUAAUUUUGUAAACCAUUCAGACUUUUAGAGGUUCUUGGAUUUUUUUUGCUAGUAAUUGCCUGAAAAACUCAAAUUUAUAGAGGCUGAUGAGGUUUUAGUAUUUUUUUUGUGGGUCAUUAAUUUUGUUUUUGUUUUUUAUUUGGACCUUUUAAUAACUAUCACAGUAUUCGUAGUUUAAGAGAACAUUCGUUUAUUUGUUGUUUCAAAAACCUCUUAAACUACACAAAUUUGAAUAUUUGAUAAAUGGGCCUCCCAGUGACAAUCAUUAAAAAAAACUCAUUAUUGAGUUAAUUUGCACCAUUGGCUUUCCAAUGCUUUAUAGCAUUUUGUCAACUUCCCAGCCCUUCAGUUCUUAUUGAAUAUAACUACCAGGAUCCAACUGUGAGUUGUAAUCUUGAGUGUCUGAGAUUGCCAGGAAAUUGUCUUUUUAUUGAGUAGAUAUAUCUUCCACUUGUAGUAAAAUAUGUUGGCAUAACAUGCUGAGACUUAUCUACUACCUUAACUGUUAAAUUGCACCAGUGCUGUACCCAUGACAAUGAAUUUAUUUCUGUUGUUCAAAACCAAUUGGUGAUUGCACAGGUUAUCAUUUAUGGACCUCACUGUGCACCAUAACAUUCCUUCUCUUAGUAUUUUAUUUGUACAUGUGUAUAGGAGUAGCCAUAUUGCUUCAAGUGGUGAGGAAAAACUGAUACAGAGACUUGAAAAAGAAAACAAAUCACAAAUGCAUUUAAAGGCUAACCAGAAAGAUAUACUGCACAGCAGGAGUUCAAAGGUCCACUAAAAUUCCAGAAGAGUGGCUAAAAUAACCAAAACCAGAAAACUGCAUCAAAAAAUAGCAUCAAAUGAGUACUAUUUUAAUGGUGAAUCUCCAGAUAAUGAUGCUAUAUGGCACUAAUGACUUUAUGCAAAAGCAAAUGCUUAGGAGAGGAAUGUAUUAUGCACACAUUAAGGUAUUCUUCCAUAUAUUGUUUAUUUAAGUGGAAAUUUACAGCUGAUAAGACCUGCUUGUGGUAUGUUUUUCUAUUGGCCAGUCAGUUCUCAGAAGCAAAUUGUUAAUUUAUGAUGGGUUGGGGUAAGAAUUUUAGUUAUCUAGAAGUAACCUUAAAGGAAAGCUGUUGCUCUUUUAAAUUGUGAGAAGCCAGCAGUGGAGGUUUAUUCAUAUUAUAAAAAGUAGGUCCAUAGUUGUCUUAUUAUGGAAAGAUCCAUGGAUUAAGCCAGGAUUUGAUAGGGGAAUUGUUUCUCCCGUCUGGAACACCAGAAUGAGUCUGUGGCCAGUCAAAUUAAAGUAUGGUUUAAACUGCUUCCCUUGUGAUCCUCUCCAAGAAAAGGGAUUGUGACAUGAUGAUCAUCAUCAUCACUCCUACUAAUGUAUUACACUGUCAAGAGCAACCAAACCAUUACAGCUGGCAAUUUAGAGACAACAAGGUAUUUGAAACUGUUUAUCUUUCGGUAUAGCUUUACACCUCAUAUUAGACCUUUUUACUAAAGACAAUAGAUUGAUCUCAAAAUUCACUUGUUAUAAGUACUAAUGCUUCCGUAUAAUAGGACUAAGUAUUAUGUCAUUGGCUACCUCUAAAAACAGCCACCAAAAAUAGUUGAAAAUUUAAAGCAGUAAUUUUAUCUCAAAAUUUCAUUACAGAAACCAAACAUGCUUUUUGCACCCAAUCAGACCAAAUUGUAAUAGGGUAAAUUACAUCUUACCAUUACUGGAUGUGAGCAUAGAAAAUUGCAGAGACUUUAGGGACUUAAGAAAAUUGAUGUUAAGAAAUGCUAUUCGGAUUAUUUUUUAAUCUAUUUCCUAAAUUCAUGGCUUUACUAUCAGAGAGUGCACAUUGCCAUUUGCCUAUUACAUGAACGCUCUGUGUUUGUAAUUAUAUUUUGCUUGUGGGUUAUUGCAUAUCUUGAUUUCUCAGGAGCUGCUACUGCUACUUUUGUAACACAGAAAAAAUAUAAAGACAAUUUUUGUUAGCCUUAACUCUUUUUGUCUGGCAGCCUUCCUGGCCUAAACUGUGCAUAGAGUCAUUAUAGGGAUAGCUGACAUUUUUGCUUUAGUGUCACUGUCUAUACCACACUAUGGAACUGGCUUAUCAAUAUAUUCAUAUAUAGUAUGGUCACCGAUUGGACAGUAUCAUACCUGUUUCUUUUUCAUUUACUACCACUGGUCAAAUUUGCACGUGGGCAGUAACCCACAGCAACCAAUCAGUGAUUAGCUAUGUGCAACUACUGCUGUAAGAAUAAUAAUAGCAAACCUUUUUUAAUUUGACCACUAGGGCAAAUAAACCUAAUGUUAGGGAAUGACCCCCAUAAAUGGUUAUUGACAAAUUGAGUGAACGUUCACUAUGGGGGUUAUUUACUAAACUCUGAAUGCAAAAAUCCGAAAAAUGUUGUGCUUUUUUUUUUUUUAGGGAUUCGG